This is a messenger RNA of Arabidopsis arenosa, 2158 nucleotides long. Lineage: Eukaryota; Viridiplantae; Streptophyta; Magnoliopsida; Brassicales; Brassicaceae. The record is from the annotation of a GenBank genome assembly.
CUUUACCCAGAUUCCGACAAAAUCCACUCGUUUGAUUCACCACUAUAUAUAAUUGAGCGGAGAAGCUUGACAUGAAGAGCAGAGUCAUUCUUAACCAUAGAGACAGAAGAGAUAAGAACAAUAACAAUAAUUACACACAGAUUGAUACUAUGGAGAGAAAGCCUCUUGAGGUUGAGCCAUCAACGACGACCACCACCUACUCCGCCGUCGAUGGCGGUGGUUCUGAUGGUGUGACUUCGAAGGUCGAGGAGGAGCAAAGAAAAAUCGUUUAUAGAGGAUGGAAAGUCAUGCCUUUUAUCAUUGGUAAUGAGACAUUUGAGAAGCUUGGGAUCAUAGGGACAUUAUCAAACCUUCUUGUGUACCUAACUUCUGUAUUCAACCUUAAGAGCUACACAGCUGCAACUAUCAUCAAUGCCUUUAGUGGUACAAUCAACUUCGGGACUUUUAUUGCUGCUUUUCUUUGCGACACUUACUUUGGACGCUACAAGACUCUCAGUGUCGCUGUCAUCGCUUGUUUUCUGGGAUCGGUUGUGAUACUACUGACUGCUGCAGUUCCGUCAUUGCACCCCAUUGCUUGCGGAAACAAAAGCUUGUGCGAAGGGCCGAGUGCGGGACAGAUACUGUUUCUGCUGAUGGGUUUAGGGUUUCUUGUGGUAGGUGCGGGUGGUAUCAGACCGUGUAAUUUAGCGUUUGGUGCUGAUCAGUUCAACCCCAAAACCGAAUCUGGAAAGAAAGGGAUCAACAGUUUCUUCAACUGGUAUUUCUUCACUUUUACGUUCGCGCAGAUCAUCUCGCUCACGGCAGUUGUGUAUAUCCAGUCAAAUGUGAGUUGGACGAUCGGUUUGAUCAUUCCAGUGUCUCUUAUGUUCUUGGCGUGUGUGAUCUUCUUUGCUGGCGAUAAAUUGUAUGUAAAAGUGAAAGCCUCGGGUAGUCCAUUGGCUGGUAUUGCUCGUGUUAUAGCAGCCGCAAUCAAGAAACGAGGAUUGAAGCCGGUUAAGCAGCCUUGGGUCAAUCUUUACAACCACAUUCCGCCUAACUAUCCUAAUACUACUCUAAAAUACACUGACCAGUUCAGAUUUCUAGACAAAGCAGCAAUUAUGACCCCCGAGGAGAAGUUGAACUCUGAUGGAGCGGCUUCCGAUCCAUGGAAACUAUGCACGUUGCAGCAAGUGGAAGAAGUGAAAUGCAUUGUUAGAGUGAUUCCAAUCUGGUUUGCUUCCACGAUUUACUACCUUGCAAUAACGAUACAAAUGACUUAUCCGGUCUUCCAAGCGAUCCAGAGCGACCGACGAUUAGGUUCUGGUGGCUUCAGGAUUCCCGCGGCCACCUAUGUAGUGUUCUUGAUGACUGGCAUGACAGUUUUCAUCAUAUUCUAUGACCGUGUACUUGUCCCGUCGCUCAGAAGAGUGACCGGGAUAGAAACCGGUAUAUCACUCUUACAAAGAAUCGGAGCAGGCUUUACAUUUGCGAUACUGAGUUUAUUAGUUUCCGGGUUUAUAGAGGAAAGGAGAAGAACCUUUGCACUGACCAAACCGACACUCGGGAUGGCGCCUCGGACAGGAGAAAUCUCCUCAAUGUCAGCGUUAUGGCUGAUUCCGCAGCUCACACUUGCAGGCAUAGCAGAAGCUUUUGCUGCCAUUGGACAAAUGGAGUUUUACUACAAGCAGUUUCCUGAAAACAUGAAGAGCUUCGCAGGUUCUAUCUUUUAUGUCGGUGCAGGGGUUUCGAGCUACCUCGCUAGCUUCUUGAUCUCAACUGUUCAUCGAUCAACUGCGCAUUCACCUUCAGGGAAUUGGUUAGCUGAGGAUCUGAACGAAGCGAAAUUGGAUUACUUCUACUUCAUGCUCACAGGACUCAUGGUUGUUAACAUGGCUUACUUCUUGUUGAUGGCGAAAUGGUAUAGAUACAAAGGCGGUAAUGAUGAAAUCAUCACUGAGAUUGAGACCAACGAAGAAGAGACCAAGCAACAGCAGCUACAAGACAAGAACUCUGUCUAAUCUGGAAACUUAUAUAUUUUUGGUCUUCUACUUCAAUCUCCUAUUUCUUGUUGUAGUUUUUCUUUACCCGAAAUCAAUCUUGUUGUACUUUAUAGAUUAAUUGAAGAAGAAACACUUCAUCUUUAUAGACAUGUAUUGUAAAAUAAAAUUUUUGUUGCUAA